ACACACACACUCACAUAGAGAGGCUGAGCACAAGGAGACAGACAGACACCUCCCCCCUGAUCAUCUGGGACAUCCUACACACUACACCAUUGAUCCCCCUUGCAACACUCUAUCCCCUAAAUCAAUAGGACUGAUCGGGGUUCCCUCUUUAUUGCGCAAGGGAUUGCUGCAAGAAGGGGGGUAGUAUUCAGGGGGGUGGGAGGGGUGCACGUUAUUUUGGGGGGUGGAGGUAGAUCCUCCUGCUGAUUGCUAUGGAGUAUUUCAUGAUGCCCGCGCAGAAAGUACCCUCCUUGCAACACUUCAGGAAGACGGAGAAAGAAGUCAUUGGGGGGCUGUGCAGCUUGGCCAACAUCCCACUCACGCCGGAGACGCAGCGAGACCAGGAGCGAAGGAUCCGGCGCGAAAUCGCCAACAGCAAUGAACGACGCCGAAUGCAGAGUAUUAAUGCCGGCUUCCAGUCUCUGAAAACCCUUAUACCUCAUACUGAUGGGGAAAAAUUAAGCAAGGCAGCGAUCUUACAGCAAACCGCGGAGUAUAUAUUCUCUUUGGAGCAGGAGAAGACUCGGUUACUGCAGCAGAACACUCAGCUUAAGAGGUUCAUCCAGGAAUUCAACGGCUCAUCCCCCAAACGGCGGAGAGCGGAGGAUAAAGAUGAGGGUAUCGGCUCGCCGGAUAUCUGGGAGGAGGAAAAGGCAGACGAUCUGCGGAGGGAAAUGAUUGAGCUCAGGCAGCAGCUCGACAAAGAACGGUCUGUGAGGAUGAUGCUGGAGGAACAGGUGCGGGCCCUGGAGGCGCACAUGUACCCUGAGAAGCUAAAGGCGAUUGCUCAGCAAAUCCAACAAGAGGAAGAGGGGGGGCAGACACAGGGGGAGCAGCACAAGGCACUGGAGAGGAGCGAGCAGCACUUCCACUCCCAGCUCCUGCAACCACAUCUGCCCCUGGCGCCCACUCACCAUCCCACUGUCAUCGUACCCGCACCACCUCCCCCCUCUCAUCACGUCAACGUUGUGACUUUGGGGCAUUCAUCCGUAAUCAGCUCAGUGUCCACGUCCCGGCAGAAUCUGGACACCAUUGUGCAGGCCAUACAGCAUAUUGAAGGCACACGAGAGAAACAGCUGCAGGAAGAGGAGCAGCGGAGGGCGGUUAUUGUAAACGCUCCACGUCCUUGUGGUGAUUCUGACACCGCGUCCGAUACAGAAUGCGAUGAAAGCGAUGGGGAACAAAGCAAGGAUGACAUGAUGGGCGACCACUGACAUCCACUGCCUUACCCCAAAAAGGGAGCGCAACCAAGAGACUGUGGGGAUUGUAGGGGAAGAGGCAGCGAGGUUACGUGAGGUGAUUAUCAUGGGCUUGCUUCCCGUCUUCCAGCCUUCUUCCCAAAUCAGUAGUGUGUUGAUUGGGGCAGUUCCAAUUCUGACCUCUAAGAUACUGUAAUACAUUGCGGAAGAAUGGGUUAAAGCACUAAGGGAUUGACCUGGUCUAAGUCAAAAACGCAAGGGAUUCUGGGAGGAGUGACUGUGGAGGAGGUGCUCAUAAAUAGAUCUCUAAAGGGUUAAAGCAGCAGUCCCUCCUUUUUUUGUUUGUGGGGAUAAAGUAAAGAGACCCUUUUUUCAUAAGGUAGAGUUUGAAAGUUACAGUCUGCACUUGUCUUAAACGUUUUUUUGUUGGAGAAAUGUUUUGGUAUAUUGAGUAUUCAAAAUGUUCGCUCUAGUAGAGAUUAUAAAGAAACCACACAAUUUAUACACACUUUAUAUUUCUAUAUUUUUAUAGAUCAAGUGUGCGCGUGUGUGUGAGAAUUUCAUAUAAAAUGUGUUCUGGCCACAUCAUAGUCUGUCUAUGCACCAUAACCACUACUGCACUCUGUAGUGGUUGUGGUGACCCUUUUAUUUGGCUUAUUCUUGUCUGAUAUUGGCCCAAAGACAGCUGGUCAAGGCUUAAAAAACAAAACUUUAAACCAAAGAUAAAUCAUAAAUUGGUAUCUUAUAUAUAUAUUUUUUUUUAUUAUUGGCAACAGAAUUCGACUUGCAAUGUAUCGUAAUGCAUUUGGAUUAGGGCAUUGAAGGGAAUAGUAUUUUUCCCCUUUUUAAAACAAAAGCAUGAACCCUCCUUUUAGCAGAAGAAUUCUGUUUUUUUUUUUUUUUU
Molecule: messenger RNA, 2142 nt
Organism: Pelobates fuscus (common spadefoot toad)
Lineage: Eukaryota; Metazoa; Chordata; Amphibia; Anura; Pelobatidae
Gene: TFAP4
Product: transcription factor AP-4
Exons: 7
Coding region: 252-1253 (333 amino acids)
Biological process (GO): regulation of transcription by RNA polymerase II
Cellular component (GO): nucleus
Molecular function (GO): RNA polymerase II cis-regulatory region sequence-specific DNA binding; protein dimerization activity; DNA-binding transcription factor activity, RNA polymerase II-specific
Source: RefSeq, a predicted model, not a curated record